AUGGACACAGGAGGCUACUCAGAUAGUGAAGACGAAAAACAGCGAGUUCCUGUCAAAAAGGUACUGUGUACUUUUUUUUUGACUAGUUAAAAGUUAAAAGUUUAGAAAUACCGAAAAAAAAUUGUGGACUUUUUGUCUGUUUCGAUUCAACAAACAAACAGAUCUAAAGAUGUUGAGCUCAAACUGUUUUGAUCAAUUCGAAAAAGCUUUUGCGAUCUUCUCAAGAAAAGUUUUUUUUUCCCCUGAAACCAUUUUUUCGGGACAAAACUUAUCGGCUAAGAGUUACAGUCGUUCUCAGCCGACGGACCUUGGACUUAUGACGAACAGGAAGAAUCCAGCGAAGAAGACAGGUUGGAGCUCUUCUUUUUGAAACUUUUUUUCGAAGAAGUUGGUUUGAUAAAGAAAGAAAUUUCAGGUUAAGAUGAUCUGUAUUUUGUUUUUUUAAUGAGGAGAUUCAAAAAUUAUUUUUCAGUGACGCAGAAUUCCUCGUACAUCCGUGUCUUCGGAGCCUCAUAAAGUCCAAGUCCGCGUACUCAGUUCCGCGCGAGAAGAUCGAGUCUAACAUGAAGCCGAGUAAAACUACGUUUGAGGUAUCUAUUUUGAAGUUUGCGAUGCACCGCCCUCUCUAUCUAUGAAGAUAAAGUUCAUAAAGUUUUUAUGAAUUUUUCAUUUCAUAAAAAAGAACAUUUAAUUUUACUUCUUUCAAAAUUUAAGUCUUUAUUCAAAGUCGGGAUACAUUCGCUUCAAACCCCGUUUUUCACUGCCCAUAUACCUAUAAGAUUAGAGGAAAUUUAGGACUUACAGGCCAUUCAGAAUCGUUAAAAUUUUAAUUUUCUUAAUUAAGUCACUUGAAAUUGAAUAUCUUGAAUCUAGGAGGCGAGUUCUCAGAAAAUCCUCCUCUGACGAUCCAUCUCAGAUAAACCUGUCGCGGAUGCUCAACUCGACGACGAAGAGCAUCGUGAUGGAUUCAGAAACUUCGAUGGCCGACUUCAUUCCGUGCCUUGACACGAAAUGGCCAGAGCCAGACGACUCUGAAGAAGAAAAGGAGCAGAAAAGGCGUAAGAAGCGCGGAAAGAAGAUGGAGCGCUACUCAGCCAGCGAGUCCGAACCCGAGCUCGGAGGCCUCGACGACUUCCUUCCGACGAAGCCUCGAAAGCGCUGCUCAGGCUGUUGGUCUUCGCCACCGGAAGUCCUGCAGGACCGCAGUUUUUCCACGUCUCCGCAGCUUCAAGGUCGGUUUUACUUGCUUCUCAGCUAUCAGGGAAAGAUUUGAAGGACGGGAAGAAUGCUGGUCGGCUCCGGAACUUGUGGACGACGAGCCGCCGUCGCCGGAGGAAGAGUUCGGCUGCAAGGAUGUGCCAACGACGUGGAUUCUGCCUCCGAAAGUCGUUCAACUCCGGGAACCGCCGUAUUCCACCAGCUAUCCUGUCAUUGACACUCCUGACCCUGGUGAUUGCUCAUUCGUCGAAAGGCUAAACAAUAUAACUCAUAGCUGGAUUCGAAUGAUAUUUUUCCGUUCUGAAACCAAGACCGGCAGGUUUUUUUAAGUUAAGGAGGAAUUAAAAAAAUGUAGUCAUAAAAUGAUCUCGGAAUGCAUUUUUAAUGGGAAAUAAUAUUUCUCACUUUCUCGCUAGACGGUGAUUCUUUUUUUAGCGAGUUUAUUUCAGCUGAAUGCUAGAAAAAAAAUUUUUUUAAUGAAAUUUUUGAUUAAAAUGAAGAAUUUCCUCUUAUUUUCAUAACUUUUUCUUACGAAAUUCUAAGUUUUAUUUUUACUGGUCGGACUAGCUUCAGCCUUCUUUCUGUGUCUAAGCGUUUAUUACCGACGUGUGCAUUUUUAUUGUCGAUUUGGGAAUUCGUUAGACCUUUUUGCGUGGCUUUUUACUCGUUCAAGUCUCAAGCCAAAUUAAUCUUUUUUUUACUUAAAACUUUUUGAGAGCUUGUAUAGUUUCAACGUAUUCAACAUGUCGAAUUCGAAGAUCCGAAACAGCUUCGCGUUAAUUUGAAAGAACCUUCAUUUUUUUUCAAGUUCCUUGAUUUUUAACCCUCAAUAACAUAAUCGAGAAAUGUUUUCUUAAAUUUGAAAAAAAUAGUUAAAGUAAUGUGAAUUUAGCUUGGUUUCAGAACAGACUGAGAGAUUUUCCAAAUUCUCAUCUAUCUUACUACUACUCUGAUACCUAAGGGAAUAGUGCGUAAAAUAGGAAUUACGUUGAGUUCGCUCGUGAGUCCUUUCCAGAACUUUAAUUGCACUUUCAGUCGAUCAGAAUUUGUCCUAGUAAAAGAAGUCAAGUAUACUAGUUUUCAUAUGGAAAAUCCUCAACUUCAUUGAAAUAAAGUUUUAAGAUCUUUCGAUUUGUUCUUACCGUCUUCCAUCUUCUUUGGGUUCUGCGCCGUCGCUUUCGCCUCCUCGCCCACUUUCUCCCGUUUUUGGCCGACCUGCGAAAAUUUCAUGUUUGUUUUUCCUUGUUUUUCCUUGUUUUUCCUUAUCUGUAUUGUCAAACUAAAAUAUCUGAAUCAAACACUCAAUGAAGAGACAGAGUAAACUACGCCUCCUGGUCACGAACUACCAUUCAGUCUGGAACAUAGCUUCUCUCCGGGAAAAUUGCAGUAGUCCGUGGUAACCUGAACCCACAAGAGAAAUGCAACACUUGAGAAACAGCUUUCUCCUAUUUGCCAUCUUUUUGAGUAUUUUCCGGCAAAUUUCUAACAUUUAGGUGCUUGUUUUUUUUAAUAACCUGAUCGGCAGCUCAUGGACUCGUCUUUCGACUCGGGAAAGAUUCACUAAAAUCAUAGAUGUGAAAUGUUUGCAGCGAAAAUCUCAUCAUCGCAAUCGAUGCAGCUGCCCCCAAAGCCGGAUCUUUCGAGUUUCAUGGAUCAGCCUGGCGAAAUCUUGGUUCUGGCCUCAGACGACGGUUCGACAUCAGACGCCGACGAAGAAGUUUGGCCUCAACGAGAUCCUUGGCCUCACCAAGAGGUUCUAACAGAGCUCCUUUGAAUACAGAAGGAGUUUCAGGUGUGGCCUGAGUUCGCCAUGGCGCGUGAGUGCUGGACAGACGCAAGCGGCGGUUUACACCGUUCAGCGACGUUCCAUCCAGUUGGACAGCGAGUCGCAGUCUCCGCCCAAUCGGAACCGCGUGGAUUUGGCACGAUUCCAACCUCGCGCUCCGCCCACUCGCACUUGUACGACUGGGGCACAGAGGAAGACAUCCUGGACGACUUCGGACGUCGGCAGCCUCCCGGAGACGUCGAAGACGACGACGACUUCUCUGGCUCGGCUCUCGACGAUUUUGAGAGGUUCGCUCUCAACUUCUUCUCCAGUUCUCCUCCACUCAGAUCUCUAUAGUUAUCAAGUACCGCUUUCUGAGUUUUAUUUUUGUUCAUCUGAAUCGCCUUUAAUUCGAAUCAAGCGAAUAGGUUUUUGACUGAAACAAAAAGUAAAUAACUUAUCGUAUUUAUAACAAUCUUGUAUUUUUUUCAUAUUUUUUCAAACCUUCAUUCUGGAAAAUUUCGAACUCUUUCUUUUCUGGAAAAAUGUGACUCGCUUUUAAGCUAUUUAGCGAAGGAAUGGAUGAAUUCUAGACACGCUCGAAAGAAAUACUUAAUUACUUAUAUUCCAUUCUCGCUGUGAAACCUUCGAAGAAUCUAGAAGAGCUUCUUAUAGAUCAUCGCUCGAACAUGAAUUUCCUUUUUUUCAUUGUUGAAAGAUUAAGAUAUUGUUAUUUUGAGUAUUUACAGAUAAGUGCCGAUUUCUGAAACCCUGAAAAAUAUCAACAAAAAUAAUAAUAAUAAUAAUGAAAAGGAAGCCAUAUCUACUGCUAGCUUGGAAAAAGUCGUCGCAGCUUCGCUAAAACCAACUCUUCUUGUGAAUUGUUUCUCUGAUCGAAUAAGACCGCAAUUGAAAUGUUUUUCAAGCCGAAUGCUGUAAUUAAUAUACUUUUCAUUUUUUUUCCAAUUUUUAUAAAAAGAACUCGCUCACUAUGAAAAUAUUUCUUAAUUUUCUAACGGUCUUUUUUUAGGUCUUUGUGCAUCAAAUUCAGUCGCCGUUCACUUAUUGUAAAAAACCUUGUCGAUAAAAAAGUAUUAACGUAGAAAAUACUGUAAAAAGCUAUUUUUUGAAAUUUCAAAUCCUUGGUUUUGUUCGAAAGGCGAAGAAGAUCAAGAAGGCGUCAAAUUUGGAGAGUCGGCCUGGAAGUAACGAAAAAACAAACGUAGAGAAUGGAUGUGCUUGGAUCCUGAGGGACGUGGUUCGACUCGUCAUGAAUACUCUCAAAACACUUUUACUUUUCUUUUUUAGUUCAUGAAUCAAUCUUUCCGUUUGACUUCUACGAAAGAAUUUCGCAUUCCGUUCAUUUUGAAAACCAUUUAUUUCGUGUUAGAAAUAACUGCAUUUUUAUUUUUGUCAGGUCUUAGCCACUGCGGUGUAAAAAAAUUACUGAAAGCUCGUAGUCUUUUUAUAUUUAAAAUAUUUUUUUGAUUAGAAAAUAUUUUCUCACAACAAACUAUUUUAUUUCACGAGGUCGACAUCAAUUGAGAAGAGCUCGUUCACGAAGAGUCGGGACGUGUCCCCAGAGGAGAGCCCAAGCGCAUAUAUUUUCUUGAAAGUUGUCUUUUCGUUACUUCCCUGUCCGAUCUUCGUAUUUGGAGCUUUUUCAACGAUUUAGGAGAACAAGGAAAUAUUUCACAUUAACGACCGGUCUUUAAACUUCAUUUUAGAGCUCUAUUUUUCUCGAAAAAUUUCUAUUAGAGUAUCAAACAAAUUUAAGAUUACUGGAGAUAUAAAAAGAGACAGAAUUUUUUUAUUUGAAUUGUGAAAUAAAUUUUUAAAUUCAAGGAAUAUCAUUAAUGAAAAAAACAGAAAAAAAUUUUUAAAUAGAAAAAAAUCCAUGUUUCUUUUCUCGAAAACUCAUUUAACAUUUUUCCAAAAAAAGUUUUUAAAAAAAGCAUUUUUUUAAAAAAAUUUUUCUGAUUGGCGGGAAAUAUAUUUUUCUGAAAAUAAUGAAAAAAAUAAACUUGCAGAUCGAUUUUUUUGCUCCGUUGAUUUUUGAGAGUUUCGAAACGUGCAAAAAAAUAUAAUCCUUUUUAUUUUUUUACUUUUAAGAAACUCCGCCUCCUCGCGAAGCUCAAACAAAAUCAAGCAAUUUUGCGAGAAGCAAUAUUCGCCGCACAUCUUCCCUCGCCCACUUUACCUUUCUGUCGAUCCUUUCUCGCCCGAGGGCAUCUUUUCCGUUUCCACUUUUACCUUGAGCUGCCAGACUUUUUUCUAGUAAAUCAGUUAGGACCUUUUCUACAAUGAUAGUGUUAGUUUCGAAUGAAAUUAAUCAGUCAUCAGCUGCUUUAAAAAAAUCCCAACUACAAAGUUUUGUAGUUUGAAUGAAAGAGCUGGCUUUCUUGUCGGUUUUCGAAAAAUACAAAUCAGAGUUUAGUUUGACAACAAUCCUCGAUAUAUUACUCGUACAUUUCGAACUUUGACAUUUUUUUUAAAGGUUAGUUCUCUUCUGAUAUUUCAUAGUUUCACAUAUAUUCUUUGAGCGUGGUGUCUUCUAGGCUUUUGAAAUCACUGAAACUUUUUUUCGCUUCUGAUGAGUAUAGGGUUGUUUGAAAACUAAGCAGAUACUACUGAUGCGGAGGAAUUUUUGGUAUGCAUGAAUGACAUCGAACGACUUUGUCGGAAAGCGUUUCAUGUGCACUUUUCCUAUUUUUCCUGAUUACUUCUCUAUUUCAUAACUUCAAUUCAACAUAUAUCAAUAUCAAUUUCCUGAGACACAACCUUUACUCAUCAAUGAGUUUUAUUGAACAAAGAAAAUAAUUAGAGAAAAAGGAGAGCCUUGAGCGGUAGACACAGAAACAAAAAAGCCUUUGUUGCUUCACUAAUUGGCAGCGGCUUUGAAUUUCAUGUUAGUAUCACGGCAACGGCUGGGUGGAGCCUCCGAUUCCUUCCGUUUGAAUCGGAGAGACUCGGAAAUCGUAGCGUUCAGCUUGACACCAGAAAACAGCUCAUCACCCAUUAGUCUUUUUUUUUGCAUUUCUUUUUUGGCAUCCGCCAUAUCUUCACAGCUGCUAAGAAUUGGCCAAACACACCCAUUUUUUAUAAUCGUUAAGAAACAUAACUAUUUAUUUUUCAUUUUUUAUAAGAGUUUCUUUUCACAUUCCUCAUUAUGAUAGAUGUUUCCGGCUACAAAGAAGUGAUCUCCGACUCCAAUGAGCAUUUAUUCUUUUUUCCCAAGGAAAGUUUUGUGGUUGAAAUUUAUUCCAUUUUUUUGUCAAUAUGUGUGUCACACCAGUCAUCCGUUUAGCUCUUAAAAUAGCUAAGGAGUUUUAACUAUUUUUUGCUGUCGUGUUUAUUGUUUUUGUAUUAGUAAUCUAAUAUUUCAUCGAAAACGUACUACAGGUUCAUUGAACUCAAACCAUUAUUUUUUUUUUCAUUUUAUAACUCAGAGGUUGGCACAGAUUUUUUUUUAGCAAGGCGUUGGCGACGCGUCAAGAGUGGAUGGAACACGGGAGCAUCGCUUGCUUGGGCCUGACGCCCGAGUAUUCGGAGGCUCUUUUUGCCGCCGCCAGAAAUCGUUACCAUCCCGAAGUCUUCGAUGUCGUCCACUGCAACGGCGUACAGUCACAGUACGGUCAGUCCUGCGAUUCUGACGAUCCAAAUGAUUUUUAUUGAAGCUAGGAAAAAAAGUUCCAAGAUGAGUGAGAUAUCAAAGUUUGUGUGAUCAAAGAAUAAAUUUUAUAUAAAUUAAAAGUUUUCGUUGGUAUAAUUUAUUUAAAAGUUGAAAAUUUGCUCUCAAUGCCUUUCUAAGUAAUUCAAGACAGUGUGUAAGAAAAGUGUUGGAAAGCACAACGAAAUGAUUUGCAAACGUCUUCCACUUGGCCAUGGCAGCGUUCAGGAAGCUUUUCAUCGCUGGCCGGAGCGCCGUCUCCGUCUCCAAGCCAAGCGAUGCGACGGUCGUGCACCACCGAAGAGUUCCGCGUCAAAGGACGACGACGUCUUCCGAGAAGGCCCGAUGAGCUCUGUGCGCCCAGUGAGUCAUCUUCGGAUCACAACAAAACGACAGAAGUAGUCGUAGUUGACCUGCCGCAGUCCAAGUCGAUGUACGAGCGGGCACUGCGCGAACAGUUCCUGGCGACUGUCGAAAGGCCGUCCGACGAGGCUGACGGCAACCAAGACUCGUUCGAGGAGAAAACCCCUGGAGCCAGGCUGGAUCUGCGCCGUCGGACUGCUGCUCACGAAAGGAGGUUUGUGAUUGAGAAUGAAAGACAGACUGCAUUGUGAUACAAUCGAGUACCUUGUCAAGGAAGGUUGCGAUAAAAUAAAUAAUUUUGUGGAUUUAUUCUUAAGCUGGCUAUGAAAUCGUAAGUUCUCGUUGAACCAACUGUUUCUACUGGCCAUCAGGCGGAAGUUGUAAACGCGAUGCGAAUUUUUAAAUUUGAAAAUAAAAAUCAUUUCGUCUGAGACGAUUAUAGGCGAAUUCGAAAAGUAUUCAGAAAAUCUAGAACUCUGUAAAAACUUCAUGAAGUACUUUUCAAACUUUAUUCAAAAAGAGAAACAUUUUAAAGGUUUUUUGAAAAUUUUCCUUCGUUUGUAUAAUGUUGCACUUCGCAGUUUAAAGAUUGUGAAUAUACAAAAAAAUUGGGACCAAGAAAAGUUUCGGGAAGGUUCUUUACAGCCGUACUGCUUCAAAACGCUCAGAAAGUUUCAGAGAUCGUCGUCCGCCUUCGCUGGACUUGCAGAAAACGGUGAACACUCUCAUAGAAAGCAAAAAGUGAGUUUUUGCCGGGAAAAUGGUGCAAAAGACGAAUUCGGGUGGUUCCAAAGUGGCGUGGCUGGGUGCAAAUCAUUAGUUGCUAAGCCUUUGCCGGAGCUCGAAGGAGAGGCAAUUGGUUCAGGAAUUAUGGAUGGCUGAGAUGCACACGGGGUGGGGCUGCCACGGCAAACGAGAAGAAGAAGAAUGCUCACCCUCAUUAUUUUGAAUUCCGUUCUGGUUUCCUCGAAAUCACUCCCCACUCGAGCUCUUUUUUGGUCGGUCUGACUCAAGUAAAGUGUACCUUUUCAAGAAUCAUGUAGUAUUUGUUGAUCGGUUUUCAUUGAUGCCUUUUGCUGAGGUCGCGUUCAAAAGUGAUUUUCUGAUAAUUAAAAUAUGGAUAUCUGUAUGCGGUCCCAUUAUGAGAGCGGCUUCCAUCAAAAUAAAGUUGAUUCGAAAGUUGAGGUCCAAAAUGGAGCGAUUCAUCGAUUUUCGGAUCCUCAUUCACAAAUUGAUUAACAAUAAAAUGCUCCACAUCUUCUGAAAACGACUUUUUUCAAAAUCAAAUCUUGUUCGUGUAAUUUGAACGUUUUUGCAGCAGCUCCACGAUGCCUCAGCGAGCGGGUUACGAUCCUUUUUCGAAUUUGGAGACACCGAUUUCCCCUCGAGGUAGUUUUCUAACGAACAUUUCCGUAUUUUAUUCAUUUGAUAUAAAAGACGAGAUCGAUGGAAAAUAGAAAUGCUUUUUUUAACAAACAAGAAAAGAAGAUUAUUGUCGACGUCGAGGACGACUCUCCUUAUAAAAUUUUGUUUUUUUUUUCAAUAUUAAAGUAAGUUCGUGGGACACGGAAAGAGCUUACUCUCAUAAUUUAACAUCAUUCUCUUCCUAUGACAGGGAGAAAUUUUGAAUGAAAUUUCUGUAACGGCGGUAGCAGUUUUUGCACUGACAUGGACUGAAAGAUAGUUUUUUUUUCUUUCUUUUUUCGCUUUCUAAAAAGAUUUGUAGUUGUGAUUUUAUUAGAUUCGAUGGAAUUCCUUCAUGAAGUUUUUUUCAAACAAAAAGGAAAAAAUUUCUUUCUACCUAUCAAGGAAAACAAGAACAGCCAAGUUCGGAAAGAAAAAUUGACAAAGUCCUUUUUUAAAUCGCUCAAUAAGUCUCUAGAAAUGCCAAAGUUUGACGCAAAUUUUUUUGAACUAAUAAUUAUCUUUAUUUUUUUUUUCAACGGUGAGGUUAUGGUUAUUCGAAGAAAAAGAUCUACCUGACAUAUACCUCGCUCUUUUCAAAACCUCGAAAGUUGUUUUUAAACACAUCGAAACAGACUUAUCAGCGGAAAAGGCUCUUUUUCGUGUUUUGAAUCGAUUCUCGACGACAUAAUUGCAAUGAAAUAAACGAGAAGCUUCUGCCUUCGAUUGGCCUCUGUUUCUCUGCAGCUUCGGGUGCUCAACGGCCGCUUUUCCAUUCCGACAGCCCUCGUCCUUUUGAGGACCUUCGGGAAAUGAUGGCAGAAGCUCAGAAAGGCCCAUAAUGUGGGCUCCUUUUGGCAGUUCCAAUCGAUCUUGUCCAAUCUCGCCAGUCUUGCCUGAAAUUACCUCUCAUUUUUACAAUUUUUGCGAGAACGUGUGGUUUUUUUUUUGGUUUUACAAAGCUUGUUUAAAAUCGAACUUACAAAUUUCAAUCUCAAAGUUAAUCUCAAAUCUUCUCAAAUUUUUACAAUAUGUGGUUUCACGGCUUAAAAAAUAUCUCUAUCCUUUAUCUAUCUAGUAUCUUCAAAAAUUAUCCAAAAUAUUUUGAAAAUUUUCAUCUUUUAAACGUAUCUUUUCUCGAUAGCUUAUAAAAAAUGUAGCUGUUUUAAAUUGAAAUCUGCGCUUAACGAAUAUUUAUUUCGUCUCGAAUCGAAUCUCUUUCUAGUUCGAGAUGCACAUUUUCAGACAAUAGAACGAUGAAAGAAUAACCAGUCCCCCAUUAUUUCUGUCCGUUCCAUGGAGGAGCCGAAGCGUUUGCAUUAGAAAUUGAUAGGCCUUCGCGCCGCGGAAUUCUGUCUCGAAUAUCUCUACGAUUUCUCAUUUUCUGCUUUUUAACUCCAACUGAAUCGAGUAUUUCGUUUUCGAAGUUCAUAGAGUUUUCUAUUUUUCCUCGAAAUUAUAAUUUUUAUUUUCAGGUAAAAGUGUACGUACUUCUUCUCUUUAGAAAAACAUGAUGUUGCUUUUUUGGGUCAUAAAUCUCGAUAUCUUGCUUUUGUCUGAUUCGAGAGGCCUGCAGCUCCAUUUGCUAAUUACAUUAUACGCUUCGUCGAGAGCAACGUCUUCCAAUUCAAUUUCCCUCAACUCUGUGCGUCUGCUCUUCCAGCGACGAACACAUUGAUCCACGCUGCCCGCGCCUUUCACGUUUUGUCGUUUUUAUCCUUUUCUUCUUGUUUAAUGGUUUAUCUAGAAGUAGAAGAACUGUUUCUAUUGAUCAAGGUUACACUUCACCGUUCUCAAGUAUUCGAAAUUUGAAUAUUGAUAUUUUGUGAGAACCGAAUCCCUUAGGAUUUCUCAAGAACUCGAAGGCUGACAUAUUCCAUGUGUCGUCUCAUUUUUCUCCCUUUCCUCGUCAGGAAAUCUGGCUUUGCGGUCCUCAUUUUCUUUUUUUUCCUUUUUAGGCGAAAACCCAUUAGAUCUCACCGCGAACAAUAAAUGUAGAACGAAUUUGGUAGAAAAUUUGAACUAAUUUUUUUCCAUUUGUUUUUUUAAGAUUCUAAAAUAAUCACAUAUCAAUUUUUUUGGAAUAAUUUAGUUUUUUUAAACUUCAUAACUUGAAUACUAUUUCACCACUUUAAGCUGCUAUCCUUUUUCCCUGGCUUUCAAAAAAAGCUUCUUUGUGUGAAAUACAUAUUCUCUAUUUGAUAAUAAUAAUAUAUAUAGAAAUUUUUGGAUCAAAUUUUUCUUCAGAUUCGUUCUGCUUGCCAUACAUCAAUCUUCUUAGUUAUUUCUCAUACUUCUUAUUUUAAUCACAGAAUGUUGGGUUUCCAAAUGAGAAAGUGGUUCUGCCGGAAUCAAAAAAAAGUUUUCAGUCCUGCCGUCGCCAGGAUCCGGACGACGUCUUCCGCCGCUGCCGAUCCAUUCGACCUCCUUGCUCCAACACCUCCCCGCCGCCAUGUCUCUGCCCCCGAAGUCUUCAGAUCACACCCUCUGUUUCAUGGACGGUUUGUCGUUUCCACACAGGGGAGAGUAGUCACCUCGGAGCACGUUAAAAGGAAGACUUGAGGAAAUAUACGUUGUAUAUUGAUAUCACUAGAACGGAAAACUUGCGCAGAAAGCCGCUAGUCGAAAUCGAUUUCUAGUUCAUUACGAAGUUAUAGAAAACAAUUCCGAAAUUAUCCUAAAAUGAGCUUCUUUUUAGUUACAUAGCAUAUUUCUCUUUGGUCAAGAUUCGCUUUAAAAGUUUUCGAGGUGCCUCGAAAUGAUCAUCUUUUGCUCAACAAGGUUACCGUUUGUAACAGAUUGUACAUCAGCCUAAAUCUUUUCUUUGAUUGUUUUUUCACGAAAUCUUCAGGAAUGGGCGACUCGAUGAUGGAGAGAAGCACGGCUCUCGGCCUCGAGGACUCUUAUUACGAAGAAGACAGCAUCAAUGGCAACCGCCGGAAACAGCGGCACACAAACCGCAAAUGUUUGUCAUGUUUUUAUUUUUUAUUUUUAUAUUUUUUAUCCAUUGUUUACUUUUUCAAAAUCACAGAUCAGUGAAUAAUUAAAGUCGUGGAACUUUUUAGCAAAUAUGAGAUAUGCACAAAUGAGAUUCUUAUAAACGCGAAAAAAAAAAAUAAAAACGAACUCAUGGUAUAAGCGAAAACGGUGAAGGCUCCAGUAGGAGACUUAUAUAGAAUUCUUUUUUUCUUCAACUUGUAUAUUCAUUCGAGCCCAAUUCAAGCUCCCGACGGGUCGCCCAAAAUCGAACUUUUGUAAUAUUUGACACGAAUGUGGAGGUCUCGAAUUUCUGGUGAAACCGUUUGAGAACUGCAUUGUUUGGGGAACACGGAAAAUUAUUCAUAGAAAAUUCGGAAUCAGACCCGAAAAACUUGUCAGAACAUGAAAGUAAGAGAAAUAAUUCUUCAAAUUCAGCCUUCUUCUCUCCUGACGACUCUUCUGGCGUCUCUUCGUGCACGACGUCGGACAGUGUCAAUCCAACACAUCGAGUCCAGUCGGCUUUCCAUCCGAGGUCUGUAUUUGGAGGCUUCUCCACCAAUUCUUCGUUCGAAGGCACAACGACGAGGUCCUUCUCGAAAUCGGCGACGCCCUUCACGUAGAUCGCUCCAGUGACGAUCACUGGUCCUACGGUAUUUAUUUGAGAGCUCUGUUCACUUUUUUUCUGAAUAUUUCCUUCCUUUUACCUCCGCGUUGGGGAUACAUUGGGAAAAUAAUAUUUGAGUUUCAUAAAAAGAAAUAGACACACUUGAAAUUUUUGAGGUCACUCAUUUUUCUCUUUGAAAAAGCCAAUCAAGUUAUGCCAUGCAAUGUCUCUCAGCACAACUUUUUUACCUUGCAGGAACAAACCUGCGGACAGGCCAAUCUGGAAUAUUCCCAACGGCGGUCGUCUGCGAAAUCGACAUAGUCGAAGAAAUUUGUCUUGGCGCUCUGCCGACGAACGCCACAAGUCAGAACUCUCUGAUUAUUUCUACUUAUCGCAGAAGCUGCAGAAAUAAUGACGGAGGAACGCGACACGUUCUUUUUGACCCUGCUCGCCUCGAUCGAAGUCGCGCAUCACAAGGGCAACGACGUGCUCGUCCAGGCCAUGAACAAAGUUUCUUUUUCUUCUGCAACCUCUCGAAAUCGAAUGCUCUAUGAACUCUUACAGGUUCUGUCCAUGUACAAAAACGCGGAUGAAAUCAUUGUGCCGCAAACCGUUUUAUUGGAAAUUUCUUUUCGCGGAAUCCACGUCAUCGACAAACGGCGAAAAAAUGUAUUCAAUUUUUCAAUUUUCCUUUCACAUUUCACAUUUGAAAGACAGUGUUCAACACAUUCAUGCUCCGGAAUGUUCAAGUUUUCAAAUCUAGUAAUGUAAGAAGUUUUCAGUUGUUCCAAUGUCCAACAUUCGAUUUCUUCUACAGCCUGCAGAACAUUUCCUUUUGUGGGGCUCAUCCGAAGCAACUCAAGUUAGUUUUCAGACCUAUUUUGUAGACGACAAGCCCACAAAUUUCAAGAUAAAUACUUUUUUAUGAGAGUAUCCAAACUAAACAAGUCUUACAGAUAUUUCGGUUUCAUAACGAAAGCACCCGCUUCUACCGAGAUUUGCCUGUCACGUCUUCAUGUCCAAUGAUUCGACGCAGCCGAUAGUCGAGUCUAUUGGGUACAGUAGCCUAGUUUCCGUCCACGUCAUUCUGUAUUCUUGACAGACGAGCCUUCAAACGCAGCUACGACGAGUACAUGGCGUUCGCGCACCCGACUGAGGACAUCUACUUGGAAUGA
Molecule: messenger RNA, 13178 nt
Organism: Caenorhabditis auriculariae
Lineage: Eukaryota; Metazoa; Nematoda; Chromadorea; Rhabditida; Rhabditidae
Source: the annotation of a GenBank genome assembly